Messenger RNA from Vanrija pseudolonga, 3522 nucleotides. It is a transcript of the gene Tti1, whose product is annotated as TELO2-interacting protein 1. Lineage: Eukaryota; Fungi; Basidiomycota; Tremellomycetes; Trichosporonales; Trichosporonaceae. Gene Ontology annotation, cellular component: cytoplasm. The record is from RefSeq and is a predicted model, not a curated record. The transcript is spliced from 2 exons. The coding region runs from base 1 to 3522 and encodes 1173 amino acids. Gene Ontology annotation, biological process: chromatin remodeling.
AUGCAGACGCCAAGAUGGAGGCGUUUCGAAAGGCAGGUCAAGCCCACCUGCGUCAAGCUCAUGGGCAUCGCGACGCAGCCGCCAACAACGACGUCGCAGCACGCCGCGCUGCUCGACUCGCUGCGCGCGCUGGUCGAGACGCUACCAGACGCGGCGUUCGCGCCCUCGCUGAUCAACUACCUUCUAUUCCCGCUUACGACGCUUCUGCGCCAGACGCCAGACCCAGCCCACCUGCCGGACACGUUCCUCGAGGCCGCGUUCCGCUUCCUCGCCGUUGUCGUGCACCACUGGGUGCGCGCACCGGGCGGCAUGGACCCCCAGGCAUGGGAGCAGCUCUGGCGCUUCACCAUCUCGUCUAUCACGCGCCCGGGCAAGGGCCGCGCCGUGGAGCAGGAGGUGCAGUUCGAGGCCGUUGCGCUGCUACGAGCUCUGCUCGAGCCGUACUCCGCGCCUGGGGAGGCUCCUCACCCUUCCCCGGCGAUGCGCAAGGCGCUGUAUGGCCCCAAGGCGCCGCUGGUCCCUACGCUGUUCCAGAGCAUCACGCUCGCGGUCGAAUGCUCGAGCCCAGCCCCGCCACACCCUGCGCUCCAGCUCUCGGCGGUCAAGCUCCUCCGCACUCUGGUGGGAUAUCUUGCUGGCCAGUCCGAGCUCCUCGCUUCGGUCCUGCCUGGGAUCGUCAGUGCCAUGACCAAGGCCAUCACGAGUGGAGGCAAGGGUCUCAAAGGUGACAAUGCGGCCGAGAUGGCGCACGCAAUCGAGGAUAUCCUGACCGAGACGCUCGAUGACGAUGCGUUGAGAAGACUCGGCGUGCUGAAACCGACGUUCAACGACCUGUCGGAGCUCGCCGAGCAGUGGGAAGAGAAGCGGCGCGAUGGGAACGGGGAUGAGCUGUCACCGGAAUCCACUCCCCCACCAGAAACUCCACCGUCGACAGCGGCGCCCAACCCCUUUCCCCCCUUGACGGCAUCAUAUCUCGCCUUCACGUCUACCCAGCUACUGUCAACGAUCCCGCCGGUGCUCUCCACCCUCGCGAGGCACUUCUCCCACUCGGCGAGGAAUGCAGCGGCAGACCUAGCAAGCUCGCUGAUACGACACUGCCGCGAGUCUCUGCCCCGGUUAACGUCCCCGGCAUUGUCAACCCUCCUCCUUCUCUCCACGGACGAGUUCGACCCUGUGCGCAACGACGCUAAGCAGAGACUCCUCGCGCUAUUGGACAGUGACGCAGGUGUAUCCCUGGACAACCUGAUGGUGGACUUGCUCAGCACGGCUAUCAACGCCCUCCCGAGGCACAUUCAGGCUGAGCAGGACUCGCGCGUCAACGAGGUCGCACGUCUCAUCUCGGCCAUCGCGCUCGUCACAGCAGAGCAGGACCCGGCGCGGCCGAAUGUAAUCGCUACGUUCCUCGGGCCGUCGGGUGCCGUCGAGCGCUGGGCUUGGGGCCUGCUCGACUGUUUGGAAUUCGGCCGCCCACGAGGCUGGAGUGCCGCAGGAGCCGACGCGUCGCGAACUGCUGAGCAGGGGUGGACUGGCGGACUGAUCACUGCAAGCCUCCCACGGCUCAUUGAGCCGGCAGGUGGUGCUACGGACAGCGCUAUGGACCAAGAUGAGAGUGACACCCGCCCUCCGCCAAACGAGACGUUCCCUUCCCUGCCUCUUCGACACGUCGAGUCGGACAGCACACGCCACGCCCUGUCGUCCAUGCUGGAAGCUCUAGGCGCUGCAGGCGGGGAACAGGCUCUCCACUCUGUCGACUACUUUAUCCGCUUCGCCCGCGCUAACCGCACGCGUGAGGUCGCCAAAGCCGUCUCAGCUGUCUGGGUGGCCCAGAAGCUGCUCGUCGGCGUUGCAAGCAAGCACGACGGCGAGCGACGACCGAGAGCAGUGCGAAAGAUGGCGCGUGAGGUGACCCGAGUCCUCGUCAGUAUUGACGACGAGGAUGAUGAGGACGAGGAGUGGACAGGCCAGCCUGAUCCUGAUCUUGUCGACGCGCUGGUCCCCGUCGAGCACAGCCGGGGCUUGGACGCCCUCACGACGCUGCUGGACAAGCCUAUGGCGAACCAGUCGGCGUCGCAGGAGACGCGACGACUGCAUUCGCGUGCCCAACGUGUUCUCCUCAGCGCGCUCUCACUGUCGACUCUGGCGUCGUGCGCCAAGAUCCUCGGCACUGGGUUCCGCCCCCUGCUCCUCCACACGCUGUACGAGGUUCUCGCUCAUCUUUCCUCCCCGCACGACAUUGUGCGGCAGUUUGCCGAGACUGCCCUUGUCCUCAUCGCGUACGAGACGGGGUACGCCUCGGCGCAGAACCUCGUGCUCGACAAUGUCGACUAUGUGGUCAACGUUGUGUCCCAACGGCUCACGUACCACCGAUUGAGCCCCCACGCCCCGCUCGUCCUCAUCGCCAUGAUCCGGCUUGUCGGCGCGCCGAUCGUCCCGCUCGUUCACGACGUUGUCGACGAGAUUUUUGACGCCCUCGACGACUUCCACGGAUACUCUGCUCUUGCUAGCGCUCUCCUCGCAGUGCUUACCACGCUCAUCGACGUCAUGGCCGACGACGUCAAGGCCACAGGGCCAACGCCAGAGCGCAAGGCGGCGCGCGAGGAGGCGAGGCGGGUGCUCAACCCGCCGAACCCCGAGACCGACUUUGCGCGCUUCGCUGGGUGGUAUUCUGAGCGCAGCACCCACGCCCAGCGCGAGGUCGACGAGAUCCUCGAGCGUGCACCCCGGCAAGCAUGGGGCAAGGACAAGGACGCCGAGGGGGACACGGAAAUGGGCGAUGAGGAGCGGCCGCCCAACACGGACAAUGACGAGCCGCCACCACCCACACGGUCGCAGGAAGUGGCGCAGCAGAUCCUCGAAAAGGCAACCUACUACUUGUCGCACUCGUCGCCGUUCCUCCGUGCCCGCGUGCUGGGCCUCAUUGCGCGCGCGAUCCCUGUGCUCGCGUCCGGCGGGCGCGAGGGCGACCUCCUCCCACUCAUCGACCGCGCAUGGCCCAUCAUCCUCACGCGCCUCGACGACCCCGUGCCGUACGUCGUGACGGAGGCCGCCGAGGUGAUUGCCAGCCUGGCGGAGCACGUAGGCGAGUACGUCUCGCGGCGGAUCGCGGACGACGCGUGGCCGCGCCUUUUGCGGCUUCUCAACUCCCAAGCAGAGGUGGACAAGAAGUCUGCGCUCGCGCGGCGCGGCGCGGUCGGCACAACGUCCGAGUGGACCGUGAGCCACCGGCUUCACCUCGCCCUGCUCUCCACCGCGACGUUCAUCGCGGCCGAAGUGCCCGUCAAGGACGGCGUACUGUGGGAGAUCAUCACGGCGUUCGUGCCGCUCCUCGACGCGCGCGUGCAUGGCGACCUGCAGGAGGCGGCUAGGAAGCUAUACUCUGCGCUCGAUGCACGAGACGGCGACGCAGUGUGGAUGGCGCUUCGCGCCACAUCCGGCAGGCUGAAGGGAGAUAAUGGCGUGUGGGAAUACCUGCAUGACGGCGCGCUCGACAUCAGCGCGAGCGUCGCCGUCCUCGCACCAUAG